Engraulis encrasicolus (European anchovy) is the source of this 4345-nucleotide messenger RNA. RefSeq names its product immunoglobulin superfamily, member 9Ba (gene igsf9ba). NCBI's taxonomy places the organism in Eukaryota, Metazoa, Chordata, Actinopteri, Clupeiformes, Engraulidae. The record is from RefSeq and is a predicted model, not a curated record. Gene Ontology annotation, molecular function: protein binding. Bases 197 to 4276 code for a protein of 1359 amino acids. The transcript has 20 exons. Gene Ontology annotation, biological process: cell-cell adhesion.
AUCGGCGGAGGAUGCGUUCGGGAAGGACAGGCGGGGAGAGAAGAGAGAAGAAGGAAAAUGCUGUAGAGAGGGUUCACAGGACAUGAACAAGUGCGCAUCCGUCGGAAGCCAGCGGCGUGCGGUCGAAGGAAACCGAAUAUGAAAGAUUUAUUGAAAGGGGCAGUUUGAGCUAUUAUUUCAGGUCGGCAAUAGUACUAUGAUUUGGUAUGUGGCCACUUUGAUAGCAAGUGUAUUCAGCACCAGGGGAACAGCAGCUCAAGGUGCCCACGGGCUGCGCGAGGAGCCCCAGUUUGUGACGGCGCGUGCGGGCGACAGCGUGAUUCUGGGCUGUGACGCCAGUCACCCGCUCAACGGGCAGCAGACGCCCUACGUGGUGGAGUGGUUCAAGCUCGGCGUGCCCAUCCCCUUCUUUAUCAACUUCCGCUUCUACCCCCCUCAUGUGGACCCCGAAUACGCUGGUCGAGCCAGUCUGCAUGGGCGGGCGUCUCUGCAGAUCGAGGCGGUGCGCUCGGAUGACCAGGGCUGGUACGAGUGCAGAGUCCUCAUGCUGGAGCAGCAGUAUGACACUUUCCACAACGGCAGCUGGGUGCACCUCACCGUCAACGCGCCCCCUACCUUCUCGGACACGCCGCCGCAGUAUGUGGAGGCGCGCGAGGGGGGCAGCAGCACUCUGAGCUGCACCGCCUUCGGGAACCCCACCCCCAUCAUCACAUGGCUACGCGAGGCGCAGGAGCUGACCACCACCAAGAAAUACACGGUGGGCUUCGGGACACUAACGGUGCUAGCGAUCACAAGGGACGACCGAGGAGCCUACACCUGCCGUGCUCACAACGACCAGGGGGAGGCAGUACACACAACCAGGCUGAUGGUGCAAGGACCUCCGUAUAUUGUGUCACCACCCGAGAACGUCACUGUCAACAUCUCCCAGAAUGCCAUGUUCACAUGCCAAGCCGAUGCGUAUCCUGGCAACCUGACCUACACCUGGUUCUGGGAGGAGGACAACGUCUACUUCAAGAAUGACCUUAAGCUGCGUGUGCGUAUCCUGAUUGACGGUACCCUGAUCAUCUUCCGGGUGAAGCCGGAGGAUGCUGGCAAGUACACCUGUUCCCCUAGCAACAGCCUGGGCAUCUCCCCCUCCUCCUCGGCCUACCUCACCGUCCAGUAUCCUGCGCGUGUGCUCAACAUGCCGCCCAUCAUCUACGUUCCGCGCAAGUUGCCGGGGGUGAUCCGCUGCCCCGUGGACGCCAACCCACCCGUCACCUCCGUCCGCUGGGAGAAGGACGGAUACCCGCUGCGCGUCGAGAAGUACCCUGGCUGGAGUCAGAUGCCUGAUGGGAGUAUCCAUGUGGCGGAGGUGACGGAGGACUCGCUGGGCACCUACACCUGCGUGCCUUACAACGUGCUGGGGACACUCGGCCCCUCCCCCCCGGCCACACUGGUGCUAAAGGAUCCCCCUUACUUUAACGUGAGGCCCGGUGGGGAGUACCGUCAGGAGGCUGGAAGGGAGCUGGUGAUCCCCUGCGCUGCUUCCGGAGACCCAGAGAUACCCACCAUCAGCUGGAGGAAGGUGGGGAAGCCCAGUCGCAGUAAGCACAACGUGCUCCCGAGCGGCUCUCUGCAGUUUGUGUCUCUGGGCAAGGAGGACCACGGCGAGUGGGAGUGUGUGGCCACCAAUGUUGUCACGAGCAUCACUGCCAGCACACGCAUCAUCGUCAUUGGUUCAAGUCCGCACGCCCCGAUCAGUAUCCACGUGAGCGCCAUGAUGAGUUCGGCUAACGUGUCGUGGGAGCCCGGCUACGACGGCGGCUUCGAGCAGACUUUCUCCGUCUGGUACGGCCCUGUGGUGAAGAGAGUGGACUUUGGGCCGCAUGACUGGCUGUCCAUGCCGGUGCCAGGCUCCCAGCUGUGGCUGCUGGUGACGGGGCUGGAGACGCGCACCGCCUACCAGUUCAGCGUGCUGGCCCAGAACAAGCUGGGCACCGGGCCCUUCAGCGAGGUGGUCACCGUCAACACAGUAGUCUUAAGUACCCCUGAACCACUGGUGCUUCUUACCCCACCACGGUGCCUCACAGCCAACCGCACACAGCAGGGCGUGCUGCUCACAUGGCUCCCGCCGGCCAAUCACACGGCGCCGGUCGACCGCUACAUCAUCGAGUUCCGUCUGGGGGAGAGGUGGGAGGUGCUGGACGACCUCAUCCCCGCCACCGAAACCGAGAUCGUGGCCCGAGACCUGGUCCAGGAUGCUUGGUAUGAGUUCCGAGCGCUGGCUGUCAUGGAUGACAUCAUCAGUGAGAGCAGCAAUGUUGUGGGAGUGUCAAGUACAGACCCCUUCCCCCCUACGGAGGUGGCGGAUGAGAGCCUGGCGCGGCCGGUGGUGGCGGGCAUCGUGGCGACCAUCUGUUUCCUGGCCGCCGCCGUCCUCUUCAGCACCCUGGCAGCGUGCUUCGUCAACAAGCAGCACCGACGCAAACUCAAACGCAAGAGAGAUCCCCCCUUGUCAAUAACACACACCAGGAAGAGCAUCGAAACUCCGCUGUCAUCAGGCAAGAUGAGUCCGGAGAGCAUGCAGUCGUCGCGCCCCCCGUCUCUGGCCAGCAUGGGCCCGCCGGGCCUGUACGUCAAGAGCCUGGGCAGCCCCAAGAAGGAGAAGGAGCUGUCCCUGUACAAGAAGACCAAGCGAGCAAUAACCAGCAAGAAGUACAGCGUGUCCAAGCACGAGGCCGAGGUGACCACGCCCAUCGAGCUGAUCAGCCGCGGGCCCGACGGCCGCUUCGUGGUGGAGGCCGGCGAGCUGGAGGCCGGCCUGCGCACGCGCCGCAUCCAGGGCUUCCCCUUUGUGGAGGAGUCGGACCUGUACCCCGAGUUCCGGCAGUCGGACGAGGAGAACGACGAGCCGGGGCCCCUGCCCCCCGUCAUGGCGACGCUGCGCCCCCAGAUCUCCCCCGUGUCCUCCAGCCAGGAGUCCUACGCGCAGCCCCCCGCCUACAGCCCGCGCCUGGCCCACAGGCCUCUGGAAGGUAUGAGCAUCUACGAGGCCGGCGGCGGCCCGCAGGCCACCGGCCAGAGCCGCGUCCCCCACUUCCACAGGCUCUUCCCGCACGGGCCCUUCUACGGGUACCUGGGUAGCGGCGUUGGCGUGGGCGUGAGCGUGGGCCUGGGCCCCCACGAGGCCCACGAGUUGCAGCCGCCCUUCUACCUGCCGGAAAGCAGCUCGCGCAGCUCCGUGGCCUCGUCCUCCCCGCCUCCAGAGGGCGCCUAUUCACACCCCCGCCUCUCCCUGGGCGACGGGCGGGACCUGAGGGGACCCCCGUACUCCUCCGGCCACGCUCUCCCGCUCUCCCCGUCCCCCGGCCCCCGUUCCCCCGAGCUCUGGCCCCCUCCCGACUUCCCCUUCCUCAGCCAGGAGGGGGCGCACCUGCUCCUGCCCCCGCACCACCGCGCCCUGCCCCCCGACCUGCCCCCCUACCCUCCGCCCCCUCUAGGCGCCCCGCAGUUCUCCUCCCUGCAGCUGCCCUCCGCCUUCCUCCAGCUGGAGGCCCCCAAAGGGCCGAUGGGGGGCCGCUCCCCCACCCAGGGCCCGCCCGGCUCACAUGGGCCCCUGGUCCGGCAUGUAACUAUGCAACAGGCGGCCAGUCUGGGCACGCUCAGACACACGGCGCACGGCAUGGGCGUGCCGGUGCUGCCGUACGCGGGCAUGCGGCUCGGCAGCCCCAGCACGCUACGCAGCGACAGCCCGGACGCCUGGCGCUCCGACCCGGAGCCCUGGCUGAGCCCGCGCUCCGCCCGCCGCGCCGACCCCGGCCAGCAGGUGGUGCUGCAGCCCUCGCGCCUCUCCCCGCUCACCCAGAGCCCGCCCAGCUCCCACGCCGGCUCGCCCGACAUCCUGGUGCGCCCCCCGCCGCCACGACCCAGCAUCCUGCGGCCCUCCCACUCGCAGGAGAUGCCCGAGACAGCGCGCCACCCUCCCCUCGCCCGCGUCAGCUUCUCCCAGGGCUCCUCCCCGGCCUCCUCCCCCACCCAGAGCCAAACCCACAUGCACCCUGUCCCCCGCCGGCCCAGCCCCUCCUAUCACGCCCAGAUGGCCUUCGCUACCGCCGCCGCCAGCUACCCCUCCCAGUCCCCUUCCCAGUCCCCGUCCCCCCCGACCCAGAUGGCCGCGUGCCCCUCCCAGCCGAGGAUGCAGGAGGAGAGGCCGCCCUCCGAGCCGUCGGCACACCAGCUGGCCUCCGCAGGCUAUCUGGCCAGCAUUGUUGUGACCAGGUCGUCCACUCCGUGAUAGGAAGCCCUUAGGGGCCGAAGGCGGAACACCUGCCGGGUCUGAGGGGUACCACACACAGCUUUUCCA